Molecule: messenger RNA, 1779 nt
Organism: Charadrius vociferus (killdeer)
Lineage: Eukaryota; Metazoa; Chordata; Aves; Charadriiformes; Charadriidae
Gene: HUNK
Product: hormonally up-regulated Neu-associated kinase
Exons: 10
Coding region: 1-1779 (592 amino acids)
Biological process (GO): intracellular signal transduction; protein phosphorylation
Cellular component (GO): cytoplasm
Molecular function (GO): ATP binding; protein serine/threonine kinase activity
Source: RefSeq, a predicted model, not a curated record
AUGAGUCUUGAGCGACCUGUGCGGGAUGGGAACCAGCAGCUCCUACGAGCACCUAAGCAGGAGAGGGUGGCAGUGAAAGUAAUUGACAAGAAAAGAGCCAAAAAGGACACCUAUGUCACCAAGAAUCUGCGACGGGAAGGGCAGAUCCAGCAAAUGAUCCGCCACCCGAACAUUGCUCAGUUGCUGGAUAUACUGGAAACUGAAAACAGCUACUACCUUGUCAUGGAGCUGUGCCCUGGUGGCAACUUGAUGCACAAGAUCUAUGAGAAAAAAAGACUCGAGGAGCAUGAAGCGCGCAAAUAUAUCCGGCAGCUUAUCCUGGCAGUUGAACAUCUUCACCGGGCAGGAGUAGUUCACAGAGACUUGAAGAUAGAAAAUCUGUUGCUAGAUGAAGACAACAAUAUCAAGCUUAUUGACUUUGGAUUGAGCAACUGUGCAGGCAUCUUGGGUUAUUCUGAUCCAUUCAGCACCCAGUGUGGGAGCCCAGCAUAUGCAGCCCCUGAACUUCUGGCAAGGAAAAAAUACGGGCCCAAAAUAGACGUUUGGUCCAUUGGAGUGAACAUGUACGCAAUGUUGACUGGAACAUUACCUUUUACUGUGGAGCCAUUCAGCUUGAGAGCUUUGUACCAGAAAAUGGUGGACAAAGAAAUGAACCCUUUUCCCACACAGCUCUCUACAGCGGCCGUAAACUUUCUACGAUCUCUACUAGAGCCAGAUCCUGCAAAGAGACCAAACAUCCAGCAGGCACUUGCAAAUCGAUGGCUUAAUGAGAAUUAUCCUGGAAGAGCACCACCUAAUGUCACAUAUCCAAACAGGAUUCACCUUGAGGACCUCAGCCAGAGCGUGCUGCUCCAUAUGACGGAGAAGCUGGGCUACAAGAACAGCGACGUCAUCAACACUGUGCUCUCAAACAGGGCAAGUCACACACUUGCCAUCUACUUUCUGCUUAAUAAGAAGCUGGAGCGCUACUUGGCAAGCCUUAGAAAGUCUGAAGGCCAGGACAACAUUUGCCACAAGAACCAACUAUACCAGAUAGAAAAAUACAAGGCAAAUAAAGACUCCUAUGAGAUACAGAACACCAAGGCUGCGCUGAAGGACCGGAAAGUCACCAAGGCUGGAGGUCCGGAGAAAGACUCCAGCGGUGGGGUAAGCCCUUUCCACGAACCCCUGGCAAACAAGACGGGCUGCGUCACUUCCAGCUCCCUGGAGUACCUCGAAGUCCAGCAGCCGCCCCCCAGAACCCCUCGGCUCCUCAAGAGGCAGGAGUCCCCGCAGCAGGAGCCGGCCCGAAUCGGGGGCCGGGCGAAGGACUCUCCUCUCAUCCUGAAUAUUGUGCACUCCUUCGAGUCGGUUGACAGAGAGGACCAAAUAGACCAGGUUUCCCCUUCUCAUCAGUACAGGAUUUUAGGCUCGCCAAUGAAUUUCCCUUACAAAAGCUCAAGUGAAAGGACACUGUCCCCGCUUUUUCAGCCAGGGAGCACGUCCCCCGUCCACCCCACCCAAGUCUCUUUCACGUACGAAGAAAAAGCGUAUCCAGCAAAGGAAGAAGCAGUGUCCCCUACUCAGCUGGUUUCCAACAACCCCUUGGGCAGCCCUAACUGUGUUAAAAGCAGAGGCAGAUUCCCCAUGAUGGGGAUCGGACAGAUGCUACGGAAGAGGAACCAGACAAUGCAGUCGGCGAGCGACAAGCCGCUGGAAGCGAGGAUGCCUCAGCUGCAGCAGAUGAGCCCCACGCAGAUUUCCUUCAAUGCAGCAGAUGCUGUCAGCGGCCAGUGUUAG